GCUGGCCGCAGAGGCUGAGGCGCGUCCCGGGACCGGCCGUUUAUGGCGGCGCUUGCGGCUUGGCCGCUGACUGUGUGAGGCGCUCGCCUCCUCCCCGCCACCGCCGGGCUGCGGCGGAGCCGUUCCCGCUGCCGCCGCCAUGACCGAGGAGCCGUACGAGAAGUUCCUGGCCCCCGAGGAGCCGUGCCCGCUGCUCUCGCACCAGCACCCGCCGCGGGGCGGCAGCUUGAGCCUGAGCGAGGAGGGCUGUCUGGACGUCAGCGACUUCGGCUGCCAGCUCUCGUCCUGCCACCGCACCGACCCGCUGCACCGCUUCCACUCUAACAGGUGGAACUUGACGUCUUGUGGAACCAGCGUAGCCAGCUCGGAGUGCAGUGAGGAGCUGUUCUCAUCGGUUUCAGUUGGUGAUCAAGAUGACUGUUACUCGCUAUUGGAUGACCAGGAGUUCACCUCUUUUGAUUUGUUCCCUGAGGGUAGUGUCUGCAGUGAUGUCUCAUCUUCUAUAAGCACAUACUGGGAUUGGUCAGACAGUGAGUUUGAAUGGCAGUUGCCUGGCAGCGACAUUACAAGUGGGAGUGAUGUACUUUCUGAUGUUAUACCUAGUAUUCCAAGCUCUCCUUGUCUGCUUCCGAAAAAGAAAAACAAGCAUAGGAAUCUUGAUGAACUUCCAUGGAGUGCAAUGACAAAUGAUGAACAGGUUGAAUAUAUUGAAUAUUUGAGUCGCAAAGUCAGUACAGAGAUGGGCCUUCGAGAGCAACUUGAUAUUAUUAAAAUUAUUGAUCCUGCUGCUCAGAUCUCACCUACAGAUAGUGAAUUCAUUAUUGAACUGAACUGUCUCACAGAUGAAAAACUGAAACAGGUGAGAAACUAUAUAAAGGAGCACGGACCUCGUCAACGGUCUGCAAGGGAAAGCUGGAAGAGGAGCAGCUACAGUUGUGCAAGUACCAGUGGUGUGAGCGGUGCCAGCGCCAGCAGCAGCAGCGCCAGCAUGGUCAGCUCAGCAAGCAGCAGCGGUUCUAGUGUUGCUAACUCCGCUUCAAACUCCAGUGCCAAUAUGAGUCGAGCGCACAGUGAUAGUAAUUUGUCCACAAGUGCUGCAGAAAGAAUCCGGGAUUCAAAAAAACGUUCCAAGCAACGGAAACUACAGCAAAAGGCCUUACGCAAGAGACAGCUGAAAGAACAAAGACAAGCUCGUAAGGAAAGACUGAGCGGAUUAUUUCUUAAUGAAGAAGUGCUCUCUUUAAAAGUGACUGAGGAGGACCAUGAAGGAGAUGUAGAUGUUUUAAUGUGACAGGGGUGAAUUCAUCAGUGUUCUUUCUAAGCCUUAAACGUAUUAUUCUUAUUGUUUACAUAUAUUUCUUGACCAAAUUUUCAUUAGUGCUAACAGUAUAAACCAGAUCUUUUCUCAAGUGUAAUUUUGAUAAGAAGGUCCAAGUAUUGAGUAACUUCAGCUUUUUGAGACUAAAGUUGCAACAAAGACUUCAGAAACUUAACUGACUUCUGAAAAGCUGCUGAAUUGAUACAGUUUAAGGAGAUUUGAACUUGACUGACAUACCAACUUACUUGCAAGACGUAAGUCUAGGGGUGCUUUUGGAUGACACUAAGCAUGCAUUAGUAUGCUUCAGCUCUUUUGUUUUUUCCAACUUUGAGUUAAUAUUACACUUGCCUUGUUCUGUUUUCCUUUCCCAGUAUCAGGAACAUUGUUUAGCAUGAGGAAGAACUCUUUAGUUCUGUAGAGCUUUCUUCAGUUUUGCUCUUGGAUCAUACAAAAUUGAAGUACUGUGAUAAAUCCUUUUCUAGAAGUUGCGGUUUAACUCAAACUACACAAAAAAAAAAAAAGCAGGACUUCUAAUGCAGGGAAUCUGUAAUACAAAUAAUGCCUAAUAAUGUAGUUCUUUAGGAAGCAAUUAGCAUUAAAAAAAAAAAAACAAAACCAACUUGCAAGUUAGUCUUCAGAAAGUUAUUUUGCUGCUCUAUAUCUUAUAGUAUGAUUGUUACUAAUGGUUGACCAGUACAUCCCUAGUAUUGCUAUGAAAAGGUUCAAAUGAAAACAUCUUUAUGCAUUGAACUAACGGAACUAGUUAUUGCAAUGCAUAACUAACUUUAUGCAUUGCAACUAAUCUGCAAUUAUGUUGUCUAGGACACUAUUUACAAUAGUUAAAAAUGCUACUGGAAACAGAAGUGCGAACAGGUGGCACACAACUUUGGUCGCUUUUUUCCCCAGAAGCAUAUCUAAAUAGAUUCAUGUUUUUGGCAAGAGAACUUAAUUAUUGCAGCUGUGCUUUUUAAUUGUAUGUUUAGCUGGAAAUGUGUCUUCUGUGUGGGUCAUUAUACCAUUACAUGUUUCAGAAUUCUCCUUUUGUUGUCUGUCUGCUUUUGAAAUUUCUCUUGCUAAGAAAAUGAGGUAAAAUGGUGGCUUUCAGGUCGGGAUAUAAAAGUAGUUUUAAUCUGCUUCCUAAUUCUGACAAUCUUUAAGGUGACUUUUGUCUUUAUCUUGGAGCUACUUGUUACAGAACUCAUUUUCCCCACAGCUGAGAUAAAAAUGAUACUUCUGUAUUUCAAUGUGAAACUUAAAAGAACAUAAAAAUAUUCUCUAGUUUUGAGCUUAGGAAGUAAUUUUUCAUUAUCUUGAUGCUUUGUUACUUUCAUUUUGCUCUGGUGAAUUUAAGAGUUUGGCAGUUUAGUGUGUCCACAGGUGCUUGUAAUGGCAGGAUAUAGCCCAGUCCUGCAGAAUUGCAUGAUCAGCUUUAUAUAGGAUUACUCUGACUCAUUUUGCAUGUCCUGCACAGACUUACUAGUCCUGACAGCUAAAGUAUUUUUCUUUCAGAAGUGGCAUUCCUUGUAGCUUCAAAAUAAACUGACCAGUAAAAUAUCUGAACAAUGGCCUCUGAAAGGGCUUUGAUAAAUCUGUGAGGUCCAUAGUCAAACUAGCAUGCAUGAACUUAGUCACUCUUACUGCUGUUAGACAACAGGUACCCAGACUUGGCCACUGAAUGAUUAAAAUCUAUGUGAUGUUGUUUCAAACUCGAGUGUUAGCUAUCCCAUAUGGCCAGUUAUUUGGCCACUAACCAGAAGUGACUGUUACCUGUCCGUAUUUGCUUGUACUGCGCUAUAGCUGGUUGACGCCUCCUUUCCUCCUAUAGAAACAAUAUGAAAAACUUUCUAGCAGUAUACGCGUUACUGAGAAUUUAGAUUCACUUAAAUCUGGAGCUUCUUCUAAAAAUCUUGGAUGGAAGAAAAAAUUGAAUUGCUGUCAUUUCAGCAAAUUUCAGGGUGCAGUUGUUGAACUUUUGCACCUUACCAUAGCUGUAAUGGAUGAAUUUAUCGUGAAACAUUUCACUAUGCGUACACUAUCACAGUUCAGUACAACCUUUAUUUUCUGCAGUGAUUUUGAAAUGCAAUUUUUUUUUUUUGAAGAAAAACGCACUCUUAGCACUGUAGAGAAUCGAGACUCUGAAAUUAAUUGUAAGAAAGGCGCAAUAUCUCAGCAUGGUGGAGCAUGAAAUUGUGUCACUUCAUUCUGUUUCAGCAGCUCUUCGGAGUUUAAAAUCCCUCAGGCUUUGUUAGAGAAGACCCCCUCAUUUUGAUGAGGUACCGUUCUUUUUGGUCACCUGUCUACUACUGUUCAGAGAUCAUGAACUGAGGGAGGAUAAUAUUUCCAUCUUGAUCUUACUGUAAGCAUGUAAGUAUAAAUUAAUCCAAGUGAUUAGAUGGGUCCAGUUGCUCAUCUGUUACAUUGGAUGAAAAAGUCCUGGGUGUCACAGUAACUGGUCGUGGUAUAUUGUCUCCAUCUGAGUACUUCUGUCACUCAUGUGACAAUGACAGAAGACAAUGGAUUUCCAGGGAUUCCAUGUUAAUAAUUUAUAGCUCUGUAAUCUGUCAGUCCCAAAAUGCUUAUAAUCCAAGAAUACAAAACUCUGAAUGUUCUGAUAAGAAUGCAGAAUAUCAUCUUGCUUACCUGAAUAUUGUUUCUGCCAAGUACUUGGUAUCUCAGAGAAUCAGGCCUGAAGUAGCUGUGGGAUUCAAGAGUUCUCAGACACUUUUACGUGUUUGGGUUUUUUUCACUUUUCACAUCCUUCAUAGUUUUAACAACGCACUAAUUUUCUGGAGGGGAGAGGUGUUUUUGUCAAAUUCUUGUCCUUCCCUGCUGUAUACUUACCCAGGUAAGUGGUUGAGUCGCCAUCCCUGGAGGUGUUUAAAAGACGUGUAGACAUGGUGCUUAGGGACAUGGUUUAGUGGUGGUUUUGGCAGUGUUAGAUUUAUGGUUGGACUCGAUGAUCCUAAAGGUCUUUUCCAACCUAAAUGAUUCUGUGAAUUUGUAUUGGAUACCCAUGACGUUAGUCAAACUGUUAAACCUGGUCUUGCUGAUUCGAGUGUUGGCCAUUGUGGCUACCACUUUGUUUUACAGGAAGUUGUCUACAGAUUAUUUGGUUCAGGUAGACAAAGAAGAGUAACAGACUGCUAAAAUCAUGCAUUCUUAUUAGUGCUUUUUCAAAAAAGGAUCAAAUCUCUGCUUUUUCUUCAUAGAUAAAAAAUGUCAAGCUUAAAAGCAAAAUUGAGAGAAACAGGAAAAAGCUCAUAGCUGUAUGGCUCCAUGGUACUGAAGCUGUAUAUCUAGGUGCUUUGUACCCACUAUAAUAUGAAUGUAAUCAAUUUACACUCUGUAACGUUAGUGGUUUGCUUCCAUGGUAACUUUUUCUCUAAAAAGGCUUAGAAGGAGCACUGAAAGUCUGAUUGCAAUAGGACUGUAAACAACAAAGAACAUUCUUUUCUAAUAUGAUUUUAAAUAUGAGGAAGAAAACUAACUGCCUGACAAACCUGUCUAAUUUUUGUGUGUGUAUCUAAUGUCAUCCUUUGUCUCUGUUAAGAUACUGUCUAUUUUUUCUUUAUCUGGGAAACUGAUUAAAAGACGGUUAUAGUAUGCUCAGUAUGGGGUGCUUACUCAGAAGAGCAAGAAAAGUCUUUAUAAGACUUUCCUGGGCUUAACUUUUAGUUCUCAUAUUGUGGUUUGAAACCUGUGAAUAUCAUUCUCUGGGGGGAAAACCAAACCAGCCAGCCUGCUUGAUCUUAUUUAUAUGCAUUUACAUCAGAGUGCAUAUACAAUAUAGAAACAUAUAAAAAUGGCAAUAUUUACUGUUCAUCUGCGCUGAAUGGCCUGAAGCCAUUUCUUUUCUUCUAGCACUCUUUCAGCUCUGAAAUCAUUUGAUGCGUUGGGCUAUAAAUAUUAAUAAAUUCUGACUGUUUUGGGGGGCUCUUAAAGUUCAUUCUUAAAAGCCAGAUUUUCAUGGUGAAUGUUGUUAGAUUUAUUGGUUUAACGUUCCUUAGCUUACUGAUCUUGCAGUUCUUGGGCAUAGAAAAGACAAGUCAAUAUGCAAUUUUCCAUUUAAGGAUUGCAAAGAUAGUUUAUUAAUCUACCAAGGGCAAAUCCUAUUAAUAGUCAAAGCUUGUCUAUUUUGACUGUUAACUCUGAUUAAUCAUACUUGCAUUGUCUCUCAUCUGGCUAAACUUUAAAACAUUUCCAAAUUACAAAUAAAUUCUUCAAUUUAAAAAGAAAAUAAUUGUAAUAUUGAAGCCUUGAAUAUAGUUCAUAACCAAAGCAAGGGGAAAGUGGAGUUUUGUGAUUUUUAUUUUUUUUUCCUUUUUGGGGGGAAAGAUGGGGGUAUAGACUAGAGUAUAUGGUACUGCUUAAGUUGAGGGGUUUUUUUUCCCAGGUUCUCUACUAAUUGUAUUGCCAAAAUGCACUUUUGUAUAGAAAACUGUCCUCUGUACAUUCUGUAUCUACUUUCCACAAUGUUUAUAGAGAUUUUUCUGAAGUUGUGAAGGAUUUACUGAAAGCUGCAAUGCUGGUGAAUGAUGCUGUUGACUUCAAGUUUUCAUUGUAUUUGAAAAUAGUUAUGUGCAUAUUGAAGUACAGAUUGGAAUUAAAAUUGAUGACAUAGCAAAGAUA
Chroicocephalus ridibundus (black-headed gull) is the source of this 5947-nucleotide messenger RNA. RefSeq names its product family with sequence similarity 199, X-linked (gene FAM199X). The coding region runs from base 140 to 1291 and encodes 383 amino acids. NCBI's taxonomy places the organism in Eukaryota, Metazoa, Chordata, Aves, Charadriiformes, Laridae. The transcript has 6 exons. The record is from RefSeq and is a predicted model, not a curated record.